CAGUACCUGAAGUUGUUAGAAGUCGUGAAAUUUUCCCAUGGGGAUUGCCGCUCCGUCAUACGUAAAUGUUAAAACUAUUCUAUGGCGACGCCGUCUCCCAUUCUAGUUGAGCAGGAUUUUUGUUGUACUUGCAAACAUUAGUUAGUGCGGUUAUCGAAUCGAAGUUUCGUUGUUAUUAUUGCAUUGUGUUAUUUAAUAAUGUGAGGAUAAACACGGAAUAAGUGCAUAUAUAAAAACUGCAGAUAUGCACUGACGUUAAACAGAACUACAUUCCAAAAUGAGUGCCUUAAUUUUCAUCAUUCUCAUGACUGCUGUAAGUCAAGUUUACAGCGAUACACAAAUAUUCAGAUGCCAAAGCACUCAGUACUGCAAAUGCUUGGGCUUCACUUCAGGCGUAGAAGAUAUCUUAUGUUCUCAGGAUGGAGACUUACAAAAUCCUAUUUUUUUAAUGGAUGUCCGCUUCAAAGACUUUGUAAAGAUUCAAUGCCAAUCCAUAACAGAAUCUUCAAGCUACAAACUGCUUCCAAAUCUAGCUAUAGGUGAUCUGCAGUAUGUGAUGUUCAAAAUGUGCCCUUUACCUCAAGAUGAUUCCUUGCUGGAUAUCAUUAAAUCCAUAGGAAUCACUAAAUUCAAAAGACUGAGUUUUCAAACAUACAACAGGAAUUUGUCGAAUGAACUGGUGCGAAAGCAUCUUGCAGGUCUUACAGAUGUAAAUGAAAUCGUUUUAUCUAGUAAUGGGCUUACUAAUCUACCAGCAGAUCUGUUUUCUGAUUUAAAAAAUUUAACAUCUCUAGAUCUUCGCUCAAACAAUGUAAAACUUUCUCAAGGGGUGUUUGACGGUAUGUCAAAGCUGAAAUAUCUGGAGUUGGGUAAUAAUGAUAUUUAUGAUUUGCCUGAUGGUGUGUUCAAAAAUCUCUUUGAAUUGACACAGCUGAAUUUAUGGAAAAAUAGCUUGACCCAAAUAUCAAAUAAUGCAUUCGAAGGAUUAUCAAAUCUUAAAGCUUUAGAUUUGAGCUCAAAUAAGCUGCAAAUAUUAGAUGAAAGUAUAUUUCACAGUCUUCCCAAUUUAACUGUAUUAUACAUAACAUCAAAUAAUCUUUCCUUGUUACCAUCAAAAUUAUUUGAACAAAAUGUAAAUCUUACUACUGUAAAAUUUUCCUUUAAUAAGAAUCCAAAUAUGACUUUGGGUGAUUAUUUAUUUGCUAAUUUAAAAUAUCUUAGUAAUGUAAGUUUAGAUAGAUGCCAACUGACAUCACUUCCUGAUAAUCUAUUUAAAAAUUCUUCUAAUUUGACGAACAUUGAUAUGAGUUACAAUGGAUUAUCUUCAUUUACUGAACAGUUCUUCCAAGGUUUGGUUAAUUUAAAAGUUCUCAUGAUACAUCACAAUAAUCUCACGUUUAUACCAAAUAUGUUGUUUUCUAGUUUAAAUAGUCUUGAAAUCUUAGAUCUUAGUUAUAAUAACAUUGAUAAUAUAUCCGAAGAUUUAUUUAAUGGCCUUAAAAAUCUGAAAAAUCUUAACAUGGCCAAUAAUAAAUUACAACUGAUUGACUAUAAUGCAUUUAGUAGAACAAACAAUUUAGUUCAUAUUAAUUUAGCAAAUAAUCUUUUAUCAUUUAGUUCACCUACUUUUGAUGAUUCCUAUGGUUCCUAUUCUCCUUUCAAAAACCUUGUCAUGCUCAGCACCUUGAAUCUAUCCAACAAUUCAUUAACAAGCAUUUUUGCUGAUUGGAGACUGAGUUUACUAACUUUGAAGAAAUUGGAUUUAAGUUACAAUAACAUCAAAGAUGUGGCGUUCCAUGGUAAUCUCCACUUCUUGAGUAAUUCUAUUGAAGUUGAUCUGAGGCAUAAUAUGAUAUCACGAAUUGAUUUAGUAAAAGCUGAACAAAUGGCUGCACAACUGGGAAACUCUCAAAGUGAUGGUAAAGAUACUGUGAAGGUUUUGUUAGAUGACAAUCCUUUACAAUGUGAUUGCUCGAUCUACCAUUUUGUGAGGUAUCUUGAAGGAACACUUAAUCCAAAUGUGCACAAAAUGAUACAAUUAGAAGCUAAAAAUUUGUCAUGUGCUCAGCCACAACAAUUUGAAGGGGUACAAAUAAGCAAAGUGGAUCCUAAGUUAUUAGUUUGUCCACUCGAUCAUCCAAAAAGUGCAACUAAGCAUUGCCCAAAGGAGUGCAAAUGUGAAGUCAGAAUUUUUGACACUGCUUUGAUUGUUAAUUGUUCUUAUGCAGGUUUAGUGCAUGUUCCCCCACUUGUAAAUCUUAAUGCAAGCAAAUUGAAUUUUACUGAAUUGUAUAUUCAAGGCAAUCAUCUAAGUAGUCUUCCAAAUAUGAGCCUUGUAGGAUACACAUAUGUUAGAAAAAUCAAUGCUGAGUUCAAUAAUAUUUCAGAGCUAUCUUUAAGUAAUAUUCCACCUCAAAUAGAAGUUCUCGAAUUGGCUCACAACAAUUUAUCCUUUAUAAGUAAUUCGGUAUUUCAAGCUUUCAAAAAUAAAACAAGGACGAAAUUGACAUUAGGAUCCAAUCCAUGGAUGUGCAAUUGUUUAUCCAAAGAUUUAUUAUCAUACAUGCAAAGUAAUUACAAGACUGUGGAAGGUCUUCAAAAUAUAACUUGUUUUGGUAAAAAGUGGUCUGAUCUUUCCCUUGGAGAACUUUGUCCCUUUCACAAUACAGUGAUUGUGGCAGUAAGCGUAGUUGUUGCAAUAUUAGGAUUGUUGUUAGGAGCGGCAGCUGCAUUGUAUUACUAUUACCAGCAAGAGAUCAAAGUUUGGCUCUUUGCUCAUAAUAUGUGCCUCUGGUUUGUUACAGAAGAAGAACUUGACAAGGACAAACUAUUUGAUGCUUUUAUUUCAUAUUCUCAUAAAGAUGAAGAAUUUGUAACAGAUCAGUUAGUGCCUAAUUUAGAAGGCGGAGAGUAUCCUUUCAAGUUAUGCUUGCAUUACCGUGAUUGGAUAGCUGGGGAAUGGAUACCCACACAAAUUGCUCGAUCAGUUGAAGAUUCUAAGAGAACAGUAGUUAUAUUAUCAGCAAAUUUCUUAGAAAGUGUUUGGGGUAAAAUGGAGUUUAGAACAGCACACAACAAUGCUUUAACAGAAGGCAGAGCAAGAGUAAUAAUAAUUAUAUACGGGGAUAUUGGUCCUUUAGAUAGCCUUGAUGCUGAGUUAAAAGCAUACUUGUCUACUAAUACCUACUUAGAAUGGGGCGAUCCGUGGUUCUGGGACAAACUGAGAUAUGCCUUACCUCAUCCACCUAAAGUUAAAGGGAAAAGAUUAAAUAAUGCCAAUAUUCAAAACGGUCUUUUUGAUGAUAAAGUAGAUCUUAUUCAUCCUGUAGUUAAAAAUAAUGGAACAAAUUCACCAAUUAUGCAAAAUGGUGAUAUUAAAUUAAAUGGCAUAGUUAAUGGUGGAUUCUUCACUGGUGCAAUCAAUGGCAGUGCUAAACAAAGUGAUGUUUAAUAGAUUAAUUUAAUUAGAAUUAAGUGUUAGAGAUAUGACUGAUAUAUAUAGUGUCUUAUUGUGCUCAAUGAGCAUCAACAUAAUUUUUUAUUGCAAAUACUCAUGUGGACUGAACAAAUGUGAGAAUCAUUCCUAUCGACUGUGACUUAAUGAUCUGAUAAUUGAUAAUUGAUAAGUUUUAUAUGCAAUUUUACAUGUUAUGUACAUAUUUUAUAAGGUUUUAUUGUUAAUGAGAAAAUCACAUUUUUAGUGAAUUUAUUUUUAUAUAAAUAGCUAUA
Messenger RNA from Ctenocephalides felis (cat flea), 3729 nucleotides. RefSeq names its product protein toll-like. The record is from RefSeq and is a predicted model, not a curated record. Gene Ontology annotation, biological process: toll-like receptor signaling pathway; immune response. Gene Ontology annotation, cellular component: membrane. Gene Ontology annotation, molecular function: protein binding; transmembrane signaling receptor activity. NCBI's taxonomy places the organism in Eukaryota, Metazoa, Arthropoda, Insecta, Siphonaptera, Pulicidae.